AUGCUACAAGUCUCGUCUAUGUCUACAACAAAAUCACAUCGGGCUCGAGGCGGUCAAGACGCCUGCCUCCUCCCCGAGCUCAGACUCUUCACGCCGACGAUCUUUCCCUCCGCUUUCACCCCGAACGCCGACGCGAACUUCUCGCUCGCCUUCCUCCUGCACGCGCUCUCGCUCGCCAUCGGCGAUGUAGGCGGCGACGUGGGCGGCGACGACGCCUGGCGUGCGGGGCAGCGCUCGAGCGGCGCGCCGCCGGUGUACCCUCUAGCGGAGCUCGGCGACAUGGACAGCAUCGUUCCUAACCCCUUGAGCGUCAACCAUACGAUCAUCGUCAAAGAGCGCCCGGGAUACCGACCUUGCUCUACGGAGAGCCUCUUCUCUCGUGUUAUGGUACAGUGA
Messenger RNA from Punctularia strigosozonata HHB-11173 SS5, 396 nucleotides. RefSeq lists its product as uncharacterized. The record is from RefSeq and is a predicted model, not a curated record. The coding region runs from base 1 to 396 and encodes 131 amino acids. The transcript has 2 exons. NCBI's taxonomy places the organism in Eukaryota, Fungi, Basidiomycota, Agaricomycetes, Corticiales, Punctulariaceae.